This is a messenger RNA of Lactuca saligna, 345 nucleotides long. NCBI's taxonomy places the organism in Eukaryota, Viridiplantae, Streptophyta, Magnoliopsida, Asterales, Asteraceae. The record is from the annotation of a GenBank genome assembly.
AUGAAUAAGACUAUUGCUGAUUCUGCUGAGGUUUGCAAGACCAUGACCGAAAAAGUCAAUAAACUAAUUGCUGACACUACUAAUUUCAUGGAGAACUUCCAAACCACUUUUAACUCCAAUACCAUUGUAGAAAAUGAAACUUUGAAGAGUCUGGGAUGUCUCUUCAAAACCGUGAAGACGAAGUUGCAAGAGAUUUGCACGGGUCUGAAAACUGACCAUGAAGUGUUUCAAACCUCUAUUUCGUCUCAAAUCUUAAAGCUUCAAGAAGAACUAGCACCGAGAAUGAUCUCAAGGACUCUCUUGCUAUCAAGACCGAAGAAGUCAAGGAGUCAAGUGUCAAUCUGA